Messenger RNA from Cyphomyrmex costatus, 700 nucleotides. Its product is annotated as vascular endothelial growth factor A-A-like. Gene Ontology annotation, molecular function: growth factor activity. The record is from RefSeq and is a predicted model, not a curated record. Gene Ontology annotation, cellular component: membrane. NCBI's taxonomy places the organism in Eukaryota, Metazoa, Arthropoda, Insecta, Hymenoptera, Formicidae. The coding region runs from base 44 to 682 and encodes 212 amino acids. The transcript is spliced from 4 exons.
UUAGGAGCACUUUGUUAGAGCACUCCGUAUAUUACACGUUAUCAUGAAGUUUCUUAUAGUAGUAUGUGCUUUAGCGAUCACAUGGAUUUAUACCGAAGGCAUGCGAUUCACCGACGAUGAAUUACGACCACACGAGGGAGUGGCGAUAGGAUGCGCAGGGAGACGUAUGCAAUUAAAUCAUCAGAUGAAAGAGGUAAUGUGCGUGCCAAGGCACACUUUAGUAAAAUUAAUACCGCAAUCGGGUUAUACUUUUUAUCCAAAUUAUGCGUCGGUGAAAAGAUGCAGCGGUUUCUGUCCGAGGAAUAAAUCAUGCAUGCCAGUUCGCAAAAAUGUUAGAAAGAUCGCCGUGAGAAUGGAUGGUUAUAACUCAAGCGAGUGUUAUCAUGUGUUGCUCGAGGAGCACACCAAAUGCAAAUGUCAAUGUAGCGUGACAGAAAAUCAUUGUAACAUUCAUCAGGUAUAUUCAGAAAAUAACUGCGCGUGCGAAUGCAAGAAUAAAAGAAAGUGUGAUAAAGAGAGACAGAUGGUCUGGAAUGAAAAAUUGUGCAAAUGCACUUGCAACAAGGAAGAGGAAAUCUGCACUAGUGGACUCGAAUGGGUACCUUCUCGUUGCGGAUGCGCCCAAGUAAUGGAGAUGUAUCAGUUAGACAAAUCUAAUAUUGGUUAUAUUAGAAAUUUAUAGGAAAAUAACACACACAAU